This is a messenger RNA of Cicer arietinum (chickpea), 2060 nucleotides long. Its product is annotated as probable protein S-acyltransferase 23. Gene Ontology annotation, cellular component: Golgi membrane. Gene Ontology annotation, biological process: protein palmitoylation. The record is from RefSeq and is a predicted model, not a curated record. Gene Ontology annotation, molecular function: palmitoyltransferase activity; protein binding. Lineage: Eukaryota; Viridiplantae; Streptophyta; Magnoliopsida; Fabales; Fabaceae.
AUGGGCGAAUAUUAACAUGUUAAUUGGAAUAGAAAAUCGAAAUUGAGAAAAGAUGGAGUGAGUGGAAAUGGAGGAGGUGGUAUCUGUAUCACUAUGAGUCGAAGAAGAAGAGAUAGAGCAGCAGAAGAAAAAGAACCUUCUCCUCAACCUACAUCAUUUCCAUUUUCCAAUUUGAGUUAGUUAAUUAAUUAUACUAUUUUGACCCUUUCAAACCCUAACGUCACAUCAAUUCCCAAUUGAAUGCUGUAGCAGCUACCUGAGUCUAUCAAUGGCUUCAUCCGAGAUCCAGGUUGUAUCAUCGGAGUCCAAGCCCCAACAAGACCACCAACCUCCAAUACUCGAUGUUUUCACUGCUUCUGCUCAUGGCGACUUUCAAAAAUUGAGGACUUUCGUUGAACAACACGCUGCUUCUGUUUCUGUUUCCGAUGUUAAUGGCUAUUAUGCUCUUCAAUGGGCAUCUCUCAAUAACUUCCACGAAAUUGUCCACUAUCUCAUUCAGCAUGGGGCUAAUGUCAAUGCUAAAGACAACAUGCAACAAACGGCUUUGCAUUGGGCAGCAGUUCGUGGUUCAAUUGCAGCUGCUGACGUGCUCUUGGAGAAUGGUGCUCGGGUUGAAGCCGCUGAUAUAAAUGGAUACCGGGCAGUUCACGUUGCUGCACAAUAUGGGCAGACUGCUUUCUUGAAUCACAUUGUUGUAAAAUACCAUGCCGAUUUUGACGUGCCUGAUAAUGACGGAAGGAGUCCCCUACAUUGGGCUGCGUAUAAGGGAUAUGCUGAUACAAUAAGAUUGCUUCUAUUUAGAGAUGCAAGUCAAGGAAGACAAGAUAAAGAUGGUUGUACGCCGUUGCAUUGGGCUGCAUUAAGAGGACAUUCAGAGGCGUGCGCUGUGCUUGUGCAUGCUGGGACGAAGGAAGAAUUGAUGGUGAAGGACAAUGCAGGAUUCACUCCUGUACAAAUAGCACAUGAUAAAGGUCAUCGACAUGUCGCCCCUUUCCUUUCUAAUCAACAACGGGCUCAUAAUCACUGGAGAGGCAAACUUUAUUGUGGGGUGGUGACAGACAUUGGUUAUGCUCCCAUUUUAUUGUGUAUUAUAGUAUUUCUCUCGAUCCUCUUCAUCAAUUCAAUUGUUGCAGCUCCUAACCUUAAAAAGAUUACCGCUGUUGUUGGACUUUGGUCAUGGAUAGCUCUCUCUCUAGUAGCUGCUUCCUUGAUUAUGUUUUAUAGGUGUAGUAGUAAAGAUCCAGGUUAUAUAAAACGGCCAGGAGACUUGGGAUCUCUAAGCGAUGCAGAGGAUCCUUUGUUGAAUAUUGAGCUGAACAGUUCCUCUGUUUGGAUGGGAAAUUGGUCUCAACUUUGCCCUACCUGCAAGAUAAUAAGACCUGUCCGAUCUAAGCAUUGCCCUACUUGUAAGCGUUGUGUGGAACAGUUUGACCACCAUUGUCCAUGGAUAUCUAAUUGUGUUGGGAAGAAGAACAAAAGGGAUUUCUUUAUUUUUAUUUGCCUGGGAACUAUGACUUCUCUUGUCAGUGGCGCCGUUGCUAUUCAAAGAGCGUGGACAUCAAUACCAGCAUUACCAGCAGGAGAAACAUGGAUCCAUCAGGUGUUAGUAAACCAUCCAGGUCUUGUUGCAUUUUUGGUGAUGGAUGCUGUUGUCGUCAUUGCAGCUACAACUUUGACAGUAACACAGAUUUCCAUGAUAGCACGAAAUGUGACCACAAAUGAACUAGCGAAUUCCACAAGGUAUGAGUAUCUUCGUGGUCCAGAUGGGCGGUUCAGAAACCCAUAUAAUCAUGGUUGUUGGAAGAAUUGUGCUGAUUUUGUCUUUCUGGGCCACACAGAUGAUGAUGGUAUUGCUUGGCCACCAUUACAGCAGGUGGCUUCUUAGAACAAUCUCCCUCGCUAUGUCCAUACAUCCUUUGUUAUAUUAUUAUUAUUAUUGAUUCAUAUUUCACAGUCACGUGAAGGCUGUUCAUUUACUGAUACAUGUACAUUGGAUUACAGCACAGAGAAAUAAAACAUUUUUUGGGUUCUUUAGAGAACACAUUAUCUGAUACACUGCA